This is a messenger RNA of Ornithorhynchus anatinus (platypus), 6628 nucleotides long. It is a transcript of the gene SNRNP200, whose product is annotated as small nuclear ribonucleoprotein U5 subunit 200. The transcript is spliced from 45 exons. Gene Ontology annotation, molecular function: ATP hydrolysis activity; nucleic acid binding; ATP binding. Lineage: Eukaryota; Metazoa; Chordata; Mammalia; Monotremata; Ornithorhynchidae. Gene Ontology annotation, cellular component: nucleus. The record is from RefSeq and is a predicted model, not a curated record. Bases 77 to 6487 code for a protein of 2136 amino acids.
UUUUCCCCGUUAGGCCGCGGCGCGGCGGCUCGGGAGCGGCGGGAAGGGGAGCGGAGAGACCGGGGGAGCCGCAGCCAUGGCGGAUGUCACCGCUCGCAGCCUCCAAUAUGAGUACAAGGCGAACUCGAACCUGGUCCUCCAAGCGGACCGCUCCCUCAUCGACCGGACCCGCCGGGACGAGCCGACGGGAGAGGUGCUGUCCCUGGUGGGGAAGCUGGAGGGGACCCGCAUGGGCGACAAGGCCCAGAGGACCAAGCCGCAGAUGCAGGAGGAGAGACGCGCCAAACGGAGAAAGCGUGACGAGGACAGGCACGACAUCAACAAGAUGAAAGGCUAUACCCUGUUGUCGGAAGGAAUCGACGAGAUGGUGGGCAUCAUUUACAAGCCAAAAACCAAGGAGACGCGUGAGACCUACGAGGUGCUGCUCAGCUUCAUCCAGGCCGCCUUGGGGGACCAGCCCCGAGACAUCCUCUGCGGAGCCGCCGACGAGGUCCUGGCCGUCCUAAAGAACGAGAAGCUGCGGGACAAGGAGAGACGCAAGGAGAUCGACCUGCUCCUGGGCCAGACCGAUGACACCCGCUACCAUGUGCUCGUGAACCUGGGCAAAAAGAUCACGGACUACGGCGGAGACAAGGAGAUCCAGAACAUGGAUGACAACAUCGACGAGACCUACGGUGUGAAUGUCCAGUUUGAGUCUGACGAGGAGGAAGGAGACGAGGACGUGUACGGAGAAGUGCGCGACGAGGCGUCCGACGACGACAUGGAGGGCGACGAGGCUGUGGUGCGCUGCACCCUCUCCGCCAACCUGGUGGCCUCGGGGGAGCUGAUGAGUUCCAAGAAGAAGGACCUGCACCCCCGGGACAUCGACGCCUUCUGGCUCCAGAGGCAGCUGAGCCGCUUCUACGACGACGCCAUCGUGUCCCAGAAGAAGGCCGACGAGGUGCUGGAGAUUUUAAAGACGGCCGGCGACGACAGGGAGUGUGAGAACCAACUGGUCCUGCUCCUCGGCUUCAACACCUUCGAUUUUAUCAAAGUUCUGCGGCAGCAGAGGAUGAUGAUCCUGUACUGUACCCUCUUGGCUAGUGCCCAGAGCGAAGCCGAGAAGGAGAGGAUCAUGGGGAAGAUGGAGUCCGAUCCCGAGUUAUCCAAAUUCCUCUACCAGCUCCACGAGACGGAGAAGGAGGAUCUGAUCCGGGAGGAACGUUCCCGGAGGGAGCGCGUACGCCAGUCCCGGAUGGAUACGGAUCUGGAAACGAUGGAUAUGGACCAGGGGGGAGAGGUGCUGGCCCCACGGCAGGUUCUGGACCUGGAGGAUUUGGUCUUCACCCAAGGGAGUCACUUCAUGGCCAACAAGCGCUGCCAGCUCCCCGACGGAUCCUUCCGCCGCCAGCGCAAGGGAUACGAAGAGGUGCACGUGCCCGCUCUGAAACCGAAACCCUUCGGUUCCGAAGAGCAACUGGUUCCGGUGGAGAAGCUGCCCAAAUACGCCCAGGCCGGUUUCGAAGGCUUUAAAACCCUGAAUCGCAUCCAGAGCAAGCUCCACCGGGCGGCCCUCGAAACCGACGAGAACCUCCUCCUCUGCGCCCCCACGGGGGCCGGCAAGACCAACGUGGCGCUCAUGUGCAUGCUGCGCGAGAUCGGCAAACACAUCAACAUGGACGGCACCAUCAACGUCGAUGACUUCAAGAUCAUCUACAUCGCUCCCAUGCGCUCCCUCGUGCAGGAGAUGGUGGGCAGCUUCGGGAAGCGUCUGGCCACGUACGGCAUCAACGUGGCCGAGCUGACGGGGGACCACCAGCUGUGCAAGGAGGAGAUCAACGCCACCCAGAUCAUCGUCUGCACGCCCGAGAAGUGGGACAUCAUCACCCGCAAGGGCGGGGAGCGGACUUACACCCAGCUGGUGCGGCUCAUCAUCCUGGAUGAGAUCCAUCUCCUCCACGAUGACCGAGGGCCCGUCCUGGAAGCGCUGGUGGCCCGGGCCAUCCGCAACAUCGAGAUGACCCAGGAGGACGUGCGGCUCAUCGGCCUCAGCGCCACCCUGCCCAACUACGAGGACGUGGCCACCUUCCUGCGCGUGGACCCCGCCAAGGGCCUCUUCUACUUCGACAACAGUUUCCGCCCGGUCCCCCUGGAGCAGACCUACGUGGGCAUCACGGAAAAGAAAGCUAUCAAGCGUUUUCAGAUCAUGAACGAGAUCGUCUACGAGAAGAUCAUGGAACACGCGGGCAAGAAUCAGGUCCUGGUGUUUGUCCAUUCCCGGAAGGAGACGGGGAAGACGGCCAGGGCCAUCCGUGAUAUGUGCCUGGAGAAGGACACGCUGGGCCUGUUCCUGAGAGAGGGCUCCGCCUCCACCGAAGUGCUGCGCACGGAAGCCGAGCAGUGCAAGAACCUGGAGCUGAAGGACCUCCUCCCUUACGGCUUCGCCAUUCACCACGCCGGGAUGACCAGAGUCGACCGGACGCUCGUGGAGGAUCUCUUCGCCGACAAGCACAUUCAGGUUCUGGUCUCCACGGCAACUCUGGCCUGGGGCGUGAACCUCCCCGCGCACACCGUCAUCAUCAAGGGCACGCAGGUGUACAGUCCGGAGAAGGGGCGCUGGACAGAGCUGGGGGCCCUGGACAUCCUGCAGAUGCUGGGCCGGGCAGGGCGACCGCAGUACGACACCAAAGGCGAGGGCAUUCUCAUCACCUCGCACGGAGAGCUCCAGUACUACUUGUCGCUGCUCAAUCAGCAGCUGCCCAUCGAGAGCCAGAUGGUCUCCAAGCUCCCCGACAUGCUCAACGCGGAGAUCGUGCUGGGGAACGUCCAGAACGCCAAGGAUGCCGUCAACUGGCUGGGCUACGCCUACCUGUACAUCCGCAUGCUGCGCUCCCCGAACCUGUACGGCAUCUCCCACGAUGACCUGAAGGGAGACCCCCUGCUGGACCAGCGCCGGCUGGACCUCGUGCACACGGCCGCCUUGAUGCUGGACAAGAACAACCUGGUCAAGUACGACAAGAAGACGGGCAACUUCCAAGUGACGGAGCUGGGCCGCAUCGCCAGUCACUACUACAUCACCAACGACACCAUGCAGACCUACAAUCAGCUGCUGAAGCCCACCCUCAGUGAGAUCGAGCUCUUCAGGGUCUUCUCGCUGUCCUCCGAGUUCAAGAACAUUACCGUGAGGGAGGAAGAGAAGCUGGAGUUGCAGAAGCUGUUGGAGCGGGUCCCCAUCCCAGUCAAGGAGAGCAUCGAGGAGCCCAGCGCAAAGAUCAACGUGCUCCUCCAGGCUUUCAUCUCCCAGUUGAAGCUCGAGGGCUUCGCGCUGAUGGCCGACAUGGUGUACGUCACGCAGUCUGCCGGACGGCUGAUGCGGGCCAUCUUCGAAAUCGUCCUGAACCGAGGGUGGGCGCAGCUCACGGACAAAACCCUAAACCUCUGCAAGAUGAUCGACAAGCGCAUGUGGCAGUCCAUGUGCCCCCUGCGCCAGUUCCGGAAGCUCCCGGAGGAAGUAGUGAAGAAGAUCGAGAAGAAGAACUUCCCCUUCGAGCGGCUGUACGACCUGAACCACAACGAGAUAGGGGAGCUGAUCCGCAUGCCCAAGAUGGGGAAGACCAUCCACAAGUACGUCCAUCUGUUUCCCAAACUGGAGUUGUCCGUGCACCUGCAGCCCAUCACCCGCUCCACCCUGAAGGUGGAGCUGACCGUCACCCCUGACUUCCAGUGGGACGAGAAGGUCCACGGCUCCUCCGAGGCCUUCUGGAUCCUGGUGGAGGAUGUGGAUAGCGAGGUGAUUCUGCACCACGAGUACUUCCUGCUCAAGGCCAAGUACGCCCAAGACGAGCACCUCAUCACCUUCUUCGUGCCCGUCUUCGAGCCGCUCCCGCCGCAGUACUUCAUCCGCGUGGUGUCCGACCGCUGGCUGUCCUGCGAGACCCAGCUGCCCGUCUCCUUCCGUCACCUGAUCCUGCCGGAGAAGUACCCGCCUCCUACGGAACUCCUGGACCUGCAGCCGCUGCCCGUGUCCGCUCUGCGCAACGGCGCCUUCGAGAGCCUCUACCAGGACAAGUUCCCCUUCUUCAACCCCAUCCAGACUCAAGUGUUCAACACCGUGUACAACAGCGAUGACAAUGUCUUCGUGGGAGCCCCGACGGGCAGCGGGAAGACCAUCUGUGCCGAGUUCGCCAUCCUGAGGAUGCUGCUGCAGAACUCGGAAGGCCGCUGUGUCUACAUCACGCCCAUGGAGGCCCUGGCGGAGCAGGUGUUCAUGGACUGGUACGAGAAGUUCCAGGAGCGGCUCAACAAGAAAGUGGUGCUGCUGACGGGGGAGACCAGCACGGACCUGAAGCUGCUGGGCAAGGGCAACAUCAUCAUCAGCACCCCCGAGAAGUGGGACAUCCUCUCCCGCCGCUGGAAGCAGCGCAAGAACGUCCAGAACGUCAACCUCUUCGUGGUGGACGAGGUGCACCUCAUCGGGGGCGAGAACGGGCCGGUCCUGGAGGUGAUCUGCUCCCGAAUGCGCUACAUCUCAUCCCAGAUCGAGCGGCCCAUCCGCAUCGUGGCCCUCAGCUCCUCCCUCUCCAACGCGAAGGAUGUGGCCCACUGGCUGGGCUGCAGCGCCACCUCCACCUUCAACUUCCACCCCAACGUGCGCCCCGUGCCCCUGGAGCUCCACAUCCAGGGCUUCAACAUCAGCCACACCCAGACCCGCCUGCUGUCCAUGGCCAAGCCCGUGUACCACGCCAUCACGAAGCACUCCCCCAAGAAGCCCGUCAUCGUCUUCGUCCCGUCCCGCAAGCAGACCCGCCUGACCGCCAUCGACAUCCUCACCACCUGCGCCGCCGACAUCCAGCGGCAGAGGUUCCUGCACUGCACCGAGAAAGACCUGAUCCCCUACCUGGAGAAACUGAGCGACGGCACCCUCAAGGAGACCCUGUUGAACGGGGUGGGCUACCUGCACGAAGGGCUCAGCCCCCUGGAGCGGCGCAUGGUGGAGCAGCUCUUCGGCUCAGGAGCCAUCCAGGUGGUGGUCGCCUCGCGGAGCCUGUGCUGGGGCAUGAACGUGGCCGCCCACCUGGUGAUCAUCAUGGAUACGCAGUACUACAACGGCAAGAUCCACGCGUACGUGGACUACCCCAUCUACGACGUGCUGCAGAUGGUCGGGCACGCCAACCGCCCGCUGCAGGACGACGAGGGCCGCUGCGUCAUCAUGUGCCAGGGCUCCAAAAAGGAUUUCUUCAAGAAGUUCCUUUACGAGCCGCUGCCGGUGGAGUCUCACCUGGAUCACUGCAUGCACGACCACUUCAACGCCGAGAUCGUCACCAAGACCAUCGAGAACAAGCAGGACGCCGUGGACUACCUCACCUGGACCUUCCUCUACCGCCGCAUGACCCAGAACCCCAACUACUACAACCUGCAGGGCAUCUCCCACCGGCACCUGUCGGACCACCUGUCGGAGUUGGUGGAGCAGACCCUCAGCGACCUGGAGCAGUCCAAGUGCAUCAGCGUCGAGGACGAGAUGGACGUGGCGCCCCUCAACCUGGGCAUGAUCGCGGCCUACUACUACAUCAACUACACGACCAUCGAGCUCUUCAGCAUGUCCCUGAACGCCAAGACCAAGGUGCGCGGCCUCAUCGAGAUCAUCUCCAACGCGGCCGAGUACGAGAACAUCCCCAUCCGGCAUCACGAGGACAACCUGCUGCGGCAGCUGGCUCAGAAGGUGCCCCACAAGCUGAACAAUCCCAAGUUCAACGACCCUCACGUCAAGACCAACCUGCUGCUGCAGGCCCACCUGUCCCGCAUGCAGCUGAGCGCGGAGCUGCAGUCCGACACCGAGGAGAUCCUGGGCAAGGCCAUCCGGCUGAUCCAGGCCUGCGUGGACGUCCUGUCCAGCAACGGCUGGCUCAGCCCGGCCCUGGCCGCCAUGGAGCUGGCCCAGAUGGUGACGCAGGCCAUGUGGUCCAAGGACUCCUACCUGAAGCAGCUGCCGCACUUCACCUCCGAGCACAUCAAGCGGUGCACGGACAAGGGCGUGGAGAGCGUCUUCGACAUCAUGGAGAUGGAGGACGAGGACCGCAACGCGCUGCUGCAGCUCUCGGACGGCCAGAUAGCGGACGUGGCCCGCUUCUGCAACCGCUACCCCAACAUCGAGCUGUCCUACGAAGUGGCGGAGAGGGAGAGCGUCCGCAGCGGGGGGCCCGUCGUGGUGCUGGUGCAGCUGGAGCGAGAGGAGGAGGUCACGGGCCCCGUCAUCGCUCCCCUCUUCCCCCAGAAACGCGAGGAGGGCUGGUGGGUGGUGAUCGGAGACUCCAAAUCCAACAGCCUCAUCUCCAUCAAGAGACUGACGCUGCAGCAGAAGGCCAAGGUGAAACUGGACUUCGUGGCUCCCGCCACCGGCGCCCACAACUACACCCUGUACUUCAUGAGCGACGCCUACAUGGGCUGUGACCAGGAGUACAAAUUCAGCGUGGACGUGAAGGAGGCGGAGAGCGACAGCGACUCCGACUGAGCCCCGAGGCGACCGGGCCGAGCUCCGAGGACCGUCUCCGGCCUCUCGCCGCGCGGAGCUCGUCCGGUGUUCUCUCGCGCGCGUUUUUCUAGCUGUCCUCCCAAGUUCCCGACGCCCCAAUAAAUUCCUUUGGGGAGGUGU